GGGAUGCGAGUGAUUUGGGUCAAAACGAUGAGGAUGGAAACCAAGGCGCUCCUUGACGCGGACUCGGAACUCGUUCUUCUGACAUAGCAACCCUCCACUCAAGACAUGAUGGACAGAAGAAAGAUACCUCUCGUCUCUCUUUACCUCAUGACUCAAGUUCUGUUGAGCUCACAACAAGUCCUCAGAAUAGGCGGCAUCUUCGAGACGCGGGAGAGUGAGCUGGUGAGCAUGGACGAGCUGGCCUUCAAGUUCGCCGUCACCAGCAUCAACCGGAACCGGACGCUGAUGCCGAACACCACGCUGACCUACGACAUCCAGAGGAUCAACCUGUUUGACGGCUUCGAGGCGUCCAGGAGAGCCUGCGACCAGCUGGCCUUGGGCGUGGUGGCGCUGUUCGGCCCCUCCCACAGCUCCUCGGUGAGCGCCGUGCAGUCCAUCUGCAACGCGCUGGAGGUGCCCCACAUCCAGACCCGCUGGAAGCACCCGUCGGUGGACAACAAGGACACCUUCUUCAUCAACCUGUACCCCGAGUACAGCGCCAUCGCCCGGGCCAUCCUGGACGUGGUCACCUUCUUCAAGUGGAAGAAGCUCACCGUGGUCUACGAGGACAGCACCGGUCUGAUGCGCAUGCAGGAGCUGAUCAAGGCUCCCGCCAAGCUCAGCCUGAAGAUCAAGAUCCGUCAGCUGACCCCGGGCAACAUGGACGCCCGGCCGCUGCUCAAGGAGCUGAAGAAGGACAAGGAGUUCUUCGUCCUGUUCGACUGCUCCUACCGCAUGGCCGCCGAGCUCCUCAACCAGCUGUCCUCCAUGGGAAUGAUGACAGAGUACUAUCACUUCUUCUUCACAACCUUGGACCUGUUUGCUCUGGACCUGGAGCCGUACCGCUACAGCGGGGUCAACAUGACGGGCUUCAGGCUGCUGAACACAGACGACCCGCGCGUGGCCGCCACCAUGGACCAGUGGGCCCUGGACCGCCUGCAGGGGCCCAAGCAGGAGAGCGGGCUGAUGGACGGCGUGAUGACGACGGACGCGGCCCUGAUGUACGACGCGGUGUUCAUGGUUGCCGUGGCGUCACAGCGGGCGACCCAGAUGACGGUGAGCUCGCUGCAGUGUCACCGCCACAAGCCGUGGCGCUUCGGCCCCCGCUUCAUGAACCUGUUCAAGGAGGCCCAGUGGGAUGGCCUGACGGGGCGCAUCGUGCUCAACAAGACCGACGGCCUCCGCAGAGACUUUGAUCUGGACAUCAUCAGCCUGAAGGAGGACGGCACGCACAGGGGGCUUGUAUCGGUUGGAGCUCGCCUGAAUAAAAGGUGGAUCAAGAUCGCUGUGUGGAACUCCUAUCGGGGGCUGAACCUGACGGAGACCAACAAAGACAAGAUGAACAACGUGACGGAUUCCCUGGCCAACAGAACGCUCAUCGUCACCACAAUACUGGAGAACCCGUACGUGAUGCAAAAGAAGUCGGACAAGGAGCUGAGCGGCAACGACCGCUUCGAGGGCUACUGCCUGGACCUGCUGAAGGAGCUGUCCAACAUCCUGGGCUUCACCUACGAGGUCAAGCUGGUGACGGACGGGAAGUACGGCGCGCAGAACGACAAGGGCGAGUGGAACGGCAUGGUCCGCGAGCUCAUCGACCACAUAGCGGACCUGGCGGUGGCUCCCCUGACCAUCACCUACGUCCGGGAGAAGUCCAUCGACUUCUCCAAGCCCUUCAUGACGCUGGGCAUCAGCAUCCUGUACCGUAAGCCCAACGGCACCAACCCGGGGGUGUUCUCCUUCCUCAAUCCCCUGUCGCCGGACAUCUGGAUGUACGUGCUGCUGGCCUGCACCGGGGUCAGCUGUGUGCUGUUUGUCAUCGCCAGGUUCACUCCCUACGAGUGGUACAACCCCCACCCAUGCAACCCGUCCUCCACCCUGAUCGAGAACAACUUCACGCUGCUCAACAGCUUCUGGUUUGGCGUUGGGGCUCUCAUGCGACAAGGCUCGGAGCUCAUGCCCAAGGCUCUGUCCACGCGCAUCGUGGGGGGCAUCUGGUGGUUCUUCACCCUCAUCAUCAUCUCCUCCUACACGGCCAACCUGGCCGCCUUCCUCACCGUGGAGCGCAUGGACGCGCCCAUCGACUCAGCCGACGACCUGGCCAAGCAGACCAGGAUAGAGUACGGCGCGGUGAGGGACGGCUCAACCAUGACCUUCUUCAAGAAAUCAAAGAUCUCCACCUAUGAGAAGAUGUGGGCCUUCAUGAGCAGCAGGAAGAACACAGCGCUGGUGAAGAACAACCGCGAGGGCAUCACGCGCGUGCUCACCACUGACUACGCCAUGCUCAUGGAGUCCACCAGCAUCGAGUACAUCAGCCAGAGGAACUGCAACCUCACGCAGAUCGGAGGCCUCAUCGACUCCAAGGGCUACGGGGUGGGGACGCCCAUAGGUUCUCCUUACCGGGACAAGGUGACCAUAGCCAUCCUCCAGCUGCAGGAGGAGGGCAAGCUCCACAUGAUGAAGGAGAAGUGGUGGAGGGGCAACGGCUGUCCGGAGGAGGACAACAAGGAGGCCAACGCCCUGGGCGUGGAGAACAUCGGGGGCAUCUUCAUCGUGCUGGCGGCCGGGCUGGUGCUCUCCGUGUUCGUGGCCAUCGGGGAGUUCAUCUACAAGGCCCGCCGCAACGCCGACAUCGAGGAGUGCGAGUCUUUAACUGCCAUCAUGGAAGAGCUGGGUCUCAACCUGCUGAGCCAGGCCAAGGUGAAAAAGAAAUGGAACAGGAGGGGAGAGGCAAAUGUGGAGAAUUACACCCUUGGAUGUGUCUGA
Messenger RNA from Gadus chalcogrammus (walleye pollock), 2802 nucleotides. RefSeq names its product glutamate receptor ionotropic, kainate 1-like. The coding region runs from base 106 to 2802 and encodes 898 amino acids. The record is from RefSeq and is a predicted model, not a curated record. Gene Ontology annotation, cellular component: kainate selective glutamate receptor complex; presynaptic membrane; postsynaptic membrane. NCBI's taxonomy places the organism in Eukaryota, Metazoa, Chordata, Actinopteri, Gadiformes, Gadidae. Gene Ontology annotation, molecular function: kainate selective glutamate receptor activity; transmitter-gated monoatomic ion channel activity involved in regulation of postsynaptic membrane potential. Gene Ontology annotation, biological process: synaptic transmission, glutamatergic; modulation of chemical synaptic transmission; monoatomic ion transport. The transcript is spliced from 19 exons.